GUCGGAUGAACAGAGUUUAUAAAAAAGCUCUGAACACAAACUAUAAGAAGUGAUGGAUAUUGAAGAGGAGUUUGAGGACGACACAGGGGAUAGAGCGGGUGUUCUGCAACAAGAGGGUUGCUGGUUCGAAUCCCACUCUUUCCCAUCUGCAUGCCUAAGUGUCUUUGGCAAGAUACUGAUCCCAAAAUUGGCCCCUCAUAAAUGCUGAGUGGACUAAAAAUCUGUGCAGAGGGCAGAAGAAGAAGCCUCAUCCGGAGUGUGUUGGUUUGAUUCCCUCAGAAACAGAAGAUCAACGCGAGCAGAGAUGUAUUAUUAUCGAUAUGAAAACACUGAGGUGAGCUGCUGCUACAAAUAUCUCAUGUUCAGCUACAACAUCAUCUUCUGGCUGGCUGGAGUCGCAUUCAUCGCGGUUGGUUUCUGGGCCUGGAGUGAGAAAGGCGUCCUCGUGGACCUCACCCAGGUGACCCGGCUUCAUGGAUUUGACCCCGUGUGGUUGGUCCUGGUGGUCGGUGGAGUCACCUUCAUCCUGGGCUUCGCUGGCUGUGUGGGAGCUCUCAGAGAAAACAUCUGUCUACUUAAGUUUUUUUCAGGCGUGAUCGGCUUCAUUUUCUUCCUGGAGCUGACGGCGGCGGUGCUGACGGUGGUUUUUCAGAGUCAGGUCAGAGAUUGGAUCAACGAAUUCUUCCUGGCGAACGUCAAAGCGUACCGAGACGACAUCGACCUGCAGAACCUGAUCGACUCGCUGCAGAAAAUGAACCACUGCUGUGGAGCUCAGGAACCCGACGACUGGGAACGGAACGUUUACUUCAGCUGUAACGGAACCCAUCGCAGCAGGGAGAAGUGUGGAGUCCCUUUCUCCUGCUGCGUCACAGAUCCAGCUGAUUCGGUGGUGAACACUCAGUGUGGUUACGACGUGAGGGGCCGACCAGAGAGUGAGUGGAGUGAUCACAUCUUCACUAAAGGUUGUAUCACAGCGCUGGAGGACUGGUUACCUGGAAACCUGUACACGGUGGCCAUCGUCUUCAUCGUGAUCUCGCUGCUGCAGAUGGUUGGGAUCUACUUGGCCAGGACGUUAAUCUCCGACAUUGAAAAAGUCAAACUGACCAACUGAAGGCUCUGUUGAUGUGGGCGGGGCCUACAUCAAGGGGGGCUGGCUUUACACUAGGUGUAAUUGACCAACUUCCUGUGCCGCCCUCUCUCUCUUCCUUUUGUUCUUUUCUUUCGUCUUCAGCCUUUUUAAUUGCCUCUGUGAACUGCCACCUGAUUGGCUGUUCCGGUGCCUUAUUCAGGAAGUUGUCUGUUAUGAUGACAUACUCAGAAUCAGGCGAAUACACUGAAACUUCAAUAUAAAAGCACACAGCUAAUUGGUAUUUUCAUGAUCGGGUUCAAGUGUUUCCUCUAAAAACACAACGAAGAACAGAAUCCGGAUUUUUGAAUUGAUUGAUUGUUGCAGUUCUCACUGAACAUAUGUAGUAAAUACUGAAUCAGUGUGUACUUCAUACUCUACUUACUACAUAUAUAAACAGUUUUAUAUAGUACAUACUGUACUUAGUAUAUACAGCACAUAGUACAUACAUUUUAUAUAUAGUACAGUAUAUAGUAAACGUGGUAUAGUAUGUACAGUAUAGUAGAGUACACACAGUAUUUACAGUACAUAGUAUAUCAGUAUGUAGUCGUCAGUAGAACUCCCAAACAAAAUCAAAACAGUAUGAAUCAGAAAUCAUUCAAGUCAAAGAUGUGAAUACUUUGAAUACAAAGUUUUGUUGAAUAAACUUUUCAGGAUGUUUUCAGCUUUAAUUCUUUCAACUGUUUUCUGUUGGUUUUCAUGUGUCCGUGUUUAAACACAAGGGGACUUUUAUUCUGAAGGGAUUCUGUUUGUGUAAAGUAAAUUUGUACUUUUUUAUAUUUCUACAAAAUAAAAGUUUGUUCUAA
Platichthys flesus (European flounder) is the source of this 1932-nucleotide messenger RNA. RefSeq names its product tetraspanin 14 (gene tspan14). Gene Ontology annotation, cellular component: membrane. NCBI's taxonomy places the organism in Eukaryota, Metazoa, Chordata, Actinopteri, Pleuronectiformes, Pleuronectidae. Gene Ontology annotation, biological process: protein localization to plasma membrane; regulation of vascular endothelial growth factor signaling pathway; protein maturation. Bases 305 to 1111 code for a protein of 268 amino acids. The transcript is spliced from 10 exons. The record is from RefSeq and is a predicted model, not a curated record.